Molecule: messenger RNA, 404 nt
Organism: Guyanagaster necrorhizus
Lineage: Eukaryota; Fungi; Basidiomycota; Agaricomycetes; Agaricales; Physalacriaceae
Exons: 1
Source: RefSeq, a predicted model, not a curated record
GGAUGACACCCUUAACCAUUGCAACGUUGUUGCCUGUUUACUUCUUUCUUCGAACCUCUUCUUUUUGCUACUUGCAAAUCGUGGUUGAACUUGAACAACUUCAAGACUACGCUUACGAUGCUAAUUUGGACACCAUAAUGACGAGUCCUGGUCAAAAUGCAUUACCAUUACCUAACUCUUCUCUACUUAUGUAUCAUGCUCUACAUCUGUCAACAUGGAACAACCCCGCAGCCUCGAUUUAAGCGCUCCACGUGCUGACGUGUUACGCUUUCCCAGCGGAGACCAGGACUAACUUCUUUUCUCAAGAGGCACAUCAAUUUCUAUCCUAACGAUACAUGAACCUCGGGCUGGAGGAUGCUAGGGGACAUAAGGUGGUUUUUAUUGUUCCUGCGAGUGUUUAGUAC